Molecule: messenger RNA, 1032 nt
Organism: Cricetulus griseus (Chinese hamster)
Lineage: Eukaryota; Metazoa; Chordata; Mammalia; Rodentia; Cricetidae
Source: RefSeq, a predicted model, not a curated record
AUGGCCGUGCGUCCUGGGCUCCUCUGGCUGCUGGGCCUGGCUCUGUGCUCUCUAGGCAAGCCACGGCCUCCCCACGCCAUGGCCGAUGACGACGACGGCGGGCUCCCUCGGCCUCACUUGGGUGGUGAGGACCUGGUCAUGAGCUUCGUCAAUAUGGUGGAGCGCGACCGUACCCUGGACUACCAGGAGCCACACUGGAAGGAAUUCCUCUUUGACCUGACCCAGAUCCCUGCUGGGGAGGCUGUCACAGCUGCUGAGUUCCGGAUAUAUAAAGAGCCCAGCACCCACCCACUCAACACAACCCUCCAUGUCAGCAUGUUCGAGGUGGUUCAGGAGCACUCCAACAGGGAGUCUGACUUGUUCUUUUUGGAUCUUCAGACGCUCCGAUCUGGGGACGAGGGCUGGCUGGUGCUGGACAUCACUGCAGCCAGUGACCACUGGUUGCUGAACCAUAACAAGGACCUGGGACUCCGCCUCUAUGUGGAAACCGAGGAUGGGCACAGCAUGGAUCCUGGCCUGGCUGGUCUGCUGGGACAACAAGCACCACGAUCCAGACAGCCUUUCAUGGUCACCUUCUUCAGAGCCAGCCCAAGCUCUGUGCGGGCCCCUCGGGCAGUGAGGCCACUGAAGAGGAGGCAGCCAAAGAAAACAAAUGAGCUUCCACAUCCCAACAGACUCCCAGGGAUCUUUGAUGAAGGUCACGGCUCCCGAGGAAGAGAUGUUUGCCGUAGGCAUGAGCUCUAUGUCAGCUUCCGGGACCUCGGCUGGCUGGACUGGGUCAUUGCCCCCCAGGGCUACUCAGCCUAUUACUGCGAGGGGGAGUGUGCCUUUCCACUGGACUCCUGUAUGAAUGCCACCAACCAUGCUAUCUUGCAGUCCUUGGUACACCUGAUGAAACCAGAUGUCGUCCCCAAGGCGUGCUGUGCACCCACCAAACUGAGCGCCACCUCCGUGCUCUACUAUGACAGCAGCAACAACGUCAUACUGCGAAAACACCGCAACAUGGUGGUCAAGGCCUGUGGUUGCCACUGA